Nicotiana tabacum (common tobacco) is the source of this 1561-nucleotide messenger RNA. RefSeq names its product heat stress transcription factor A-7a. Gene Ontology annotation, cellular component: nucleus. Gene Ontology annotation, biological process: cellular response to heat; regulation of transcription by RNA polymerase II. The record is from RefSeq and is a predicted model, not a curated record. Lineage: Eukaryota; Viridiplantae; Streptophyta; Magnoliopsida; Solanales; Solanaceae. Gene Ontology annotation, molecular function: RNA polymerase II cis-regulatory region sequence-specific DNA binding; DNA-binding transcription factor activity.
AAUUUAUACUUGCCCUGUACUGUAAGUCUCACCAUUUUUUUCGUCUGCAAAAAAAUAUUCUCUCUCAGAAAACCCAAUUCCCAUGUUCAGUGAGUUCCCUUAAUUUUAUCUGCAAAAAUUUGAACCCAAAUCAGAGUUUAAAAACAAAGGAGUUCUGGUUUUGAACAUUAGAGAUGGAACAGGAGAAAAUGGUAACAGAUGAAGUCAUCAAUGGCGGACUACUAACAGUGAAAGAAGAGCCAGUACUAUUUCUUGAUGAAGAAGACAUUAUUGGCAAUAGUGAAUUUAGUAGCUCACUACUGCCAAAGCCAUUGGAAGGGUUACGUGAUGUGGGUCCACCGCCUUUUUUGAAGAAAACAUUUGAAAUGGUGGAUGAUCCUAAUACUGACUCUAUAAUCUCUUGGAGUAAUACCAAAACCAGCUUUGUUGUUUGGGAUCCUCAUAAGUUCUCUAUUGAUCUUUUGCCUAAACAUUUUAAGCACAAUAACUUCUCUAGCUUCAUUCGCCAGCUUAAUACCUACCGUUUCAGGAAGAUUGAUUCAGACAGAUGGGAAUUUGCAAAUGAGGGGUUUCAGAAAGGGAAGAAGCAUUUGCUGGUAAAUAUAAAGAGGAGAAAGCAGCAGUAUACUCAUCAAGGAUUAGGAUCAGGAUCAGCACAAUCUUGGCUUGGUUCUUGCAAUAAGGAUGGGGUUGAGGCUGAGUUAGAGAAACUGAGAAAGGAUCAAAACACAUUGAAAAUGGAAAUUCACAGUCUAAAACAACAACAAGAGAACACAGAAAGCUACUUAGCUACUGUUAAAGAGAGGUUACAGAAUAGUGAGACUAGGCAAAAGUAUAUGGUAAUCUUUAUGGCAAAAGCAUUCAAGAAUCCACUCUUUGUUCAACAUUUGAUUGAGAAGAUUAAACAGAGAAAGACUUUAGACAAUGGCACAGUCACAAAAAAGAGGAGAUUGGCUAAUACUCCAUGUGACAAUAAGUGUGAUGGACAUAGUCUUCAAGUUCAAGAGGAGUUCACAACAAUCAAGUCUGAAAUACAAACACUUUUCUCUUCUGAUGAAUCAAACAGUCCUGCGAAUGAACAGAAAAUGAAUGGCCAAGACAUGUCAUCUGAGAACUAUAUAUUGUGGGAAAAGCUAAUGGAAGAUGAUAUGAUAUAUGAAAAUGGAGCAGAAAAUGAUAAACAUUACAGUGAUAUUGUUCUUGAACUGGAGGAUUUGAUUGCAAGUUAGAGAGUUUGUGGAGCAAGUUAGUUGUCCUGGUUCAGCACUAUGAGAUAAUUGGAUGGCAAAUAAGGAAGCAGCUUUUUUCAAGAAAUGUGGUUUACUUCUCUUUCAACUGCACAGGAGCCAAAAUCAAGAAAGUGGGAUGGUGUUUAGAUUAUGUGUUUAUUGUCAUAAUCUUUAUCAGUUAGUGACUAACAAUGUACAAAGUUUAUAUAACAAAAACAUAAGAUCAAAAUAUUAAGGUGGUUUUUGUUGUUCUUAGGUGGUUGUUUAGUAGGUGCACAGGAGAUGUAGGCUUGUUAACCAUAUUGCUCUGUUCUACUCUGCUUUAACAUUAA